Messenger RNA from Esox lucius (northern pike), 3025 nucleotides. RefSeq names its product phosphatidylinositol 4-kinase type 2-alpha. Gene Ontology annotation, molecular function: 1-phosphatidylinositol 4-kinase activity. Lineage: Eukaryota; Metazoa; Chordata; Actinopteri; Esociformes; Esocidae. The transcript has 9 exons. The record is from RefSeq and is a predicted model, not a curated record. Gene Ontology annotation, cellular component: lysosomal membrane; plasma membrane; trans-Golgi network. Gene Ontology annotation, biological process: phosphatidylinositol phosphate biosynthetic process; endosome organization; Golgi organization. Bases 161 to 1483 code for a protein of 440 amino acids.
GCGGAAAAUGACGGUCUUGUUAUGUUUGAAAGCUCGACAGAGGCCAGUAGAAUCAUCAUGCAGCUUUGAAACAACGUUGAAACACAUCGUCCGAUUAUCUCAUCCUGGCUCCUUCUUUUCCACUCACCUGUCCCCGUAAUACCCCAAAUUCCCCUCUGGAAUGGACGAAACCAGCCCACUUGUUUCCCCUCUCCAGGAGUCCAUAGACUACAGCCUAAGCGAAGCCAACAAUCUAAGAACGCCGGGUUCUGUGGUACGAGUGUCGGCUGGGAGCCCUGGACGCAGCCGAGAAAGACAGCCGCUUUUGGACAGGGACAGAGGGAAUUCUCCUCGGGACCCUCACAGGAAUGACUUUCCCGAUGACCCGGAGUUCAGAGAAAUCGUUCGGAAAGCAGAACAAGCCAUAGAAGAAGAUAUAUUUCCAGAGAGGAUCUUCCAAGGAUCCAGUGGGAGCUACUUCGUCAAAGACUCUCAAGGGAAGGCCAUCGGUGUGUUCAAGCCGAAGAACGAGGAGCCGUACGGUCAGCUGAACCCAAAGUGGACCAAGUGGCUCCAGAAGCUGUGCUGUCCCUGUUGCUUUGGACGAGACUGUCUGGUUCUGAACCAGGGUUAUCUGUCUGAGGCUGGGGCCAGUCUGGUGGACAAGAAACUAGAGCUGAAUAUUGUGCCCCGAACCAAGGUGGUGUACUUGGCCAGUGAUUCGUUUAACUACAGUGCUAUAGACAGAGUCAAGUCUCGGGGAAAGAGGCUAGCUCUGGAGAAAGUUCCAAAAGUGGGACAGCGCUUCCACAGGAUAGGCCUCCCUCCUAAGGUGGGAUCAUUCCAGUUGUUUGUGGAAGGCUAUAAAGAUGCAGACUAUUGGCUUAGAAGGUUUGAGGCGGAGCCUCUUCCAGAGAACACCAAUCGUCAGCUUCAGCUUCAGUUUGAGAGACUGGUGGUCCUCGAUUACAUCAUAAGAAACACAGAUCGGGGGAAUGACAACUGGCUGUUAAAAUAUGACUGUCCAAUGGACAUGGAAGGGAACCGGGACACAGACUGGGUGAUGGUAAAGGAGCCUGUCAUCAGACUGGCUGCCAUAGACAAUGGCCUGGCCUUCCCAAUCAAACACCCUGACUCCUGGAGAGCCUAUCCAUUCUAUUGGGCGUGGCUAUCCCAGGCUAAGGUUCCUUUCUCCCAGGAGAUUAAAAACCUGGUGCUGCCCAAACUGAUGGAUCCGAACUUCAUCAAAGACCUGGAAGAAGACCUCUAUGAACUCUUUAAGAAGGAUCCCGGCUUCGACAGAGGGCAGUUCCAUAAACAGAUAGCGGUGAUGAGAGGACAGAUUCUGAACCUGACCCAGGCCCUGAAGGACAACAAGACCCCACUACACCUGGUGCAGAUGCCCCCAGUCAUAGUGGAAACAGCCAGAGCCCCACAGAGAGCCAACACAGAGUCCUACACACAGAGCUUCCAGAGCAGGAGACCCUUCUUCACCUGGUGGUAGUGAGGUGAGAAUGCCACGAAGAGGGUGUGAAGACCAGACUUGGGAGGCACAAAGAAGGGAAGAGAAGAGUGGAAGAAAGAAAGAAUAUGAAUGGAAUGGGGAGGACAGAGGAUGAGAGAGAUGAAGAGGGAGGAUGAGUGGAGGGACUAAAGAGUUGAGAUGCAAAUGCCAAGUAGAAGAGGACAGGAGAAAAGUGCAUCAUCCAAAAAUGUUUGCCUUACUUCUUUUUCAUCAGCCAAUGAAGCUCCCAUUUUUCACUUCUCCCACUCCAUAGCCAAUAGGAAUCCAUCAUAGGCACAGUUAUGCUUUAAGUACCAGAAAGACAGGAGGGUGGAGGAAAUGAAGUGGGAAAUUUGCUUUGACUAUAGAAAGAUUAACUAUUGUCAGUAUUCGGAAUGAGCAUUUUCUUACAAAUGCUUAUUUAAAAAAACAGAAAGACAUUUGGGUAGCCCUGCUGGGUGGUAGUUCGCUAAAGUCUGAUUAAGAAGACCAAAAACUGUGAAAGGAUGACACUAUGGCACAGCUUCCACUUGCCAAUUGAUGGUUCUAUUGUAGCAUUCUCCUUUAGUGUCCGUUUAGUUUCUAUUACAGAGUAAUAGAAAUAUUCCAUAUUUGGAAGUCCAAUUGCUGUUAAAACCUUUAGACCAAACUGUACACUUUUAUUUCCAAUUUACAGCCUUCCAUCUGUUAUGGCCACUAAAGCACGAGAUUACCAUGAAGCAUUGCCUGUAGCUAGCAAGCAGAAAAGAAAUCAAAUGUCCUGGUAUUUGUAGUUAUUUUUGUAAUGUUCUAUUAGGGUUGCCAAAUUCUGGUAAAAAUCCUUUUAAAUGCUGACAAAAGUAUAUAGUUCCACCUGAUUCACAACAGAAAACCCUAACCACAACAGAGUUUUCAUUAAAGUUACUGGAAUUGUCCAACCCUUAUGGUGCAUGUAUUUUAUCAGACACUCAGCAUCUUUAGCACGAAGAUCUUGUAUUCAAAGUAGCCUAGUUAAACCAAACUCAGCUCUCCCAAUUAUUUUACCUCAUGACUGCUGAGUUAAGUCUGGGUAAUCAGACCAUCACUGUCGGGCCAAGUUAACGUUGGUACUUGCAGUUCCUUGGGACUGAACUGCUGAUGGAACUGGUGUAGUUCAUUAGGACACACCGUGGCACAAGGUUUUGCAACGGAAAACAGGUUUGUUUCUUACUGGACAAGGCCAAGUGCUACCUUCCCAUUUAAUUUAUCUUCUGACACAUUUCUUCCAUUUCAUUCCCACUGAACAUAUACCAGGUAACAGUGCCUGUUGUUGAGUGCAUGUGAUGGCAGCCCUCUGGCCCGCCUGUGAGAUGACAUGUAGUCAGUCUCAAAUAUGCACAUGCCUGUUUCCAGAAACCUAAUUGUCUUUGUUAUGCUGUUUAGUUUGUGUUGUUUUUUAUGGAUAUUUCCUGGUGUAGCAGCCAAACUGUUCUACCAAUGCAUUGUAUUGACAAUUCACUGUAAACACACUUUAAUGUAUUCAAGAAUUAUAUGUAUAAAGAAUUGUACUAUUCCAUUAUUAAA